This is a messenger RNA of Hippocampus zosterae (dwarf seahorse), 4777 nucleotides long. RefSeq names its product glucoside xylosyltransferase 1-like. The coding region runs from base 170 to 1477 and encodes 435 amino acids. The record is from RefSeq and is a predicted model, not a curated record. The transcript is spliced from 8 exons. NCBI's taxonomy places the organism in Eukaryota, Metazoa, Chordata, Actinopteri, Syngnathiformes, Syngnathidae. Gene Ontology annotation, biological process: protein O-linked glycosylation via N-acetylgalactosamine. Gene Ontology annotation, molecular function: UDP-xylosyltransferase activity.
UGAGUGAACGCGUGUGGUAGGCGGGACUCGACGCUGUGAACACAGCAACGCGGUCUGUCGCUUACCUGCCUUUACUCUGUCAAAGAAGGAAAGAUUAACUUGAUUAAGUCAGUCUCUAUGUGGGCAGAAGAGGUUAACCGACAUUUUGUCGAGAACCCACAGACACAGGAUGCGCUGUUAUCGGCGUGCCUUUUUCCUGUGCACGGCGUUCACCUUUUUUUCAUUGCUCUACGUGUUCAAUCAUCUCGCGUCUACCCUGGAGGACACCGACGGGCGGGGCCUUGGUGAGCUGAGGACACCCGCCGGAGGGAGUCCUUACACGGGGAACGUUCUCAGGAAAAACCCAGGACUGACAGGCCGUCGAGUUCACCAGCCGGUCAGGUGUAAAUCAUUGUCAGUCUCUUACUGGAAUCCGUUUUGGAGGUUGCCUGCUGAUGUUUGUGGACUGAACUGCUUUUUGGAAUCAUCAUUUAGGGACGGGAUGGACUCUGAUGCAGAAGACGGCGAUAACGAAAGCAGUCACAUAGCUGUAGUGGCUUGUGGCCCGAGGUUGGACGAGACGCUCACCAUGCUCAAGUCUGCCAUCAUAUUCAGCAAAAAGCCUCUCACAUUUCACAUCUUUGCCGAUGAUGAGCUACAGGACAGCUUUCGAAAUGCGCUGUACUCCUGGCCGAGAUCAGCUCAGGCGAAGUUUAACUUUACCAUCUACCCCAUCACUUUCCCCAGCGGGGAUGAGAAAGAGUGGAAGAAGCUCUUCAAACCAUGUGCCUCUCAAAGACUCUUUUUACCUCUAAUCCUGAAGGAGGUGGACUCUUUGCUCUACGUGGACACAGAUAUCCUUUUUCUACAGCCGGUGGAGGACAUCUGGGCCUUCUUCACACAGUUCAACAAGAGCCAGCUGGCUGCCAUGGCCCCGGAGCACGAGGAGCCACGUAUCGGCUGGUACAACCGUUUCGCCCGCCAUCCUUACUAUGGCAACACUGGCGUCAACUCAGGAGUCAUGCUCAUGAACAUGACACGCCUCAGGGAAACUCUUUUUAAGAAUGACAUGACAACAGUUGCGCUUCACUGGAGUGAAAUGCUGAUGCCCCUCCUUCAAAAGUAUAAGCUCAACAUCACCUGGGGGGACCAGGACCUUCUCAAUAUCAUAUUUCAUCACAACCCGGAACGCCUUUACGUGUUCCCCUGCCAGUGGAACUACCGUCCGGACCACUGCGUCUAUGGCCUCAACUGUCAACAGGCUGAGAAAGAUGGCGUCCUCAUUCUCCACGGUAGCAGGGGAGUUUACCAUAACGAAAAGCAGCCGGCGUUUAGAGCCGUCUACGAGGCCAUUCGGCAGUACCCCUUUGGCGAGAACAUGGAGACUUCACUGCUACAGCCGUUGGACGCAUCUCUCCGGACCACCGCCGAUUCCUACUGUGGACGGGUGAGCCACUUGUUCACCAAGAGGCUCAAACAAAGUAUUGCAUCCGUUUAAUAGGAGAUGACAGGGGGAAGAUGAGACUUGUUUCAUUAGGGGUGGGACUGUCAAAGGUGGGUGGGGGGCGGGGGGGCGCGUUCGCCUUCUAGCCAAUCUCUGCCGGACACCUGAACUCUGGUAUGUUUGGAGUGGUCUGAUAUGUACCAGUGCACGGUUAAGCUGACCCUGCGCUGGCACGUUUUGGAAGGGGUGUGCGGUGCACAAGCACAUCAAAUAGUAGACGUGUCAUACAAUUAUUCCGAUGCGAUGGCUCCGCUCGGCAGUUAUUCACGAUAACGUCCUUGGGCGGUAGAAGUAAACAGAAUGAGAAAUAGUCUGUCAGGACACUGUUGUGUAAUGGAGUGAUGACGGGGUGAACAGACAAACUCCGCAUAGAAAGGCUGGAGUUGAGAUUGAAACCCACCCAAGGGAAAAACAGCAUGACAAAGCAAUAUAACGUGAUAUCAAUGCAAAUGAAGGUCAACUUGUCGAAACAGCGAUCUUGUCGAAAAAGCAGACAGAAAAAUACCAAGUCAUGAUGUUAUUAAUACCAACAUACACGUUUCUGUCAAAGUAACAUAUUUUCUGCACUAUAGGGCGCACCGAAAAGCAUAAAAAUUUCUCAAAAUCUUAGUGUGCUUUAUAAUCCCAUGCGCCAUAUAUAUGGAUCAACAUUCGGAUUUCUUGGCUGUAGUAUUUUAAAUGUUCUGUAAAGCACUUUGUUACAGCUGCCGCGGUUGUCAAAGCGCUACAUAAAUAAAGCUGUAUUGUAUUCCUUUAGCGUAGCUCCAUCUAGUGGAUGCAUCGCAUAAUUGCAGCCAGUAUUGUAGCUUCUAUUCUAUGCGCCUUAUAACGCGGUGCGCCCUAUAUAUGAAGACGAUUUCGAAAUACGCCAUUAGUUGAAGGUGCACCUUGUAGUGCGGACAAUACGCUAUUUACAAAAUCCUAGAUGCAUCAAGUACUCCCUCCGAAAUGUUUACGCUUCAGACUGCACAGAAAGAUGCAUUCAUUUUGAUGACAUUUUCAUUUUCACCGUUUACUUCAUCAAUAACGUUCACUGGCAAAAUUAGUCACUCCGUGUUGGCCUGUUUUACAACCGUCACACUACUUGAAUUGAAUGAAGAGUUAUGGUCACACUUGAAUGUUAUUUAUGUAAGAGUGUUGUCAAUCGUCUCCGUUCUCAAUAUACGUUGCGACUCAUCACUCUUUGUCAAAACCAACCGAAUGACCACAAAAAAGUGAAUUGCGUCAGUUACUGAAAGCAUCGCCUCCACAUAUAAGGACUUUAUGGCGGUAAUAACAGUUUGGCAGCAAAAUGGAUUAUUUGUGGGCAAUUAUUCUGAAUGAAGCACAGAUCUGGGUUACGUCACUGCUGUAUGAAUGGGAGUCGCGAGUUGUAAGAAGAGCUCCCAGGCUAUGCAACGCAAUCGUGUACAGUGAGAGACAGCGGAAUAUAUCAGUAUCAAGAUUUAGUCAAGUCUGUAAUGAAGGACUUACGAAAAUGAAGACUUAAAAGGCAAGAACAGACACAAGACGGCGUCGAGUAUUCCAAUGAGGCGUUUCCUUGAAUACUUGCCUCCUUUUGACCUCUUAAGGAGCUUCUGCAUUGUUCUUCAAAGAGAUUUCCUCAAACAACAUUUGGUACGUGCGGCCCAAUAAACCGGAUGACAAACAGGCUCAAGCCUACUGAAUUAUUACCUGUUUACAACUUUUGUACUGCGUAAAUUGGGCUGGUGGUCACGCGCAACCCGCUUAAUUUUUUAUGUGUUUUCAAGCACUGGUUCAUAUAAAAGACCAGCAUCACUCCCUGUUAAUUCUCUUUUUUUCUCCUUUUUUUUUUUUUUUUUACACCACAGUCGAAAACCUAGUUUACUUUGCAGACAUGAUUAAUUUUGCAGGACUUUUGAGCCAAUCGGGUUGUUUUUAAGAAAGAUGUAUAAUCCCAAUCAUGCCACUUUACACAGUUAGCCUCGGGUUUUCAGAGUCAUUAGGGCAUACAUCAAAGUUCCCUUCAAGUGCAAAUAAGGAGCAAACUGUUUUAUAAUUAACUUUUGUAAGCCGCCGUGUUGCAAAGAAAAAACGGCGAAGAUACAUCGUCAACAUAGCUUCUCUAUUAUGUCAUCGUGUCUUGAAAUGAGCCUUAGCUGAUCUAUUUAAAAAAAAAAAUGAAUGUCUGGCUGGUCCACCAUUAUUUCAGACCACAUGUAGGCGAAUGCAGCUAAAAAAAAACAAAACCAAACCUAUUUCACUUGUAAUUUUAAAGACACACCAACAUUGUUGUUAUCAUUACAAUUUAAUGGGAGAACGUGUUCCGAGGUACAGGGUUGCUUUUAUGUCGCAAUACAAAGUCCUUGUGUGUAUGUGGUAUGUACAGUAUUUAAAAUCCCUGCCGUUGUGACUGGAUUGGAUUGUUUACUUUUAAGUGGAGUAUUGUCAAAACUACAUUCACACUAUGUUACCGUCUGCCACAACAGCUGCCCCAUCUGCCCGAAACAUAGCGUGCUUCGGGAUUCUGGCCACCGUUCCAACACGAGAGUGUUGGAACGGUGCCGCUGAUCCCCGCGGGUUUUAAAGACGCACUUUGUUUUGGCCUGCUGUUUUCUCAGUAAGGCUCUCCAGGCCUGUGGCCUUCUGAUCGAAUCCCUCACACGUUUGUCAUGUUUUUGUCAAAUUGUCUGCGAAUGAAAUGGGGAUGUUGGCCAGCGUUGGAGUGCGUUAGUUGAAUGAAGCUGCCACGUCUACUGUUGCUUAAGAAACGCUUGAAGUAAUUUGCUAAUUCACCUUUUCUACCAAAUCGUGCAAAAGAGGCUGUUAUUCAGAGAAAAUGUCCAUUAAAUGACAUUACAUCUCUCUAUCACUGACACAUUUCAACGUUAACGUCACAUUAAAUUGACUACACGGGAGGCAAAUGUGAUAUGUUCGCAUAAAAAUGUGUCCAUUCCCUCCAAGUUGCGUUCCGCCCCAUUACCUACUGUAAGAUUUUCGUUGCAUUCGCUCCCGUUUUAUGAUUUCUCAUCCGCGCUUGUGAUGGCAGUGGCAAAUUUUGGAAGAAUUAAAACGUUUCCGCCACCACCACGGCCUGUCACAUUUGCUCAUCCCGUCCCCUAGUUUUGCCCCACGGUGCCCCCGCAACAGCGCUGCCGUGGCCGUCAGCAACAUAGUGGAAACUUAGCAUGAGCUAAAACUAGCCUGUUGCUAUACGAAACGUACAUUUGUCAAUGUAAAACUUUUUUUGUGUGUGUGUGACUUGCUAUGUUUUUGCCUUUUUUUUUUUUUGUAUCCCUGAGUCACUAUUAAAGUCUGAGUGUUUUAUUGGAA